AUGUUUGUUUGUCAACAAAUAUUGACACAAAAAUGUAUUAAAGUAAACGGUUUAGUGAGUUUAAAGACGCAUAAGUGUUGUUCCCUUUUAUUAUGGAGUAGGAAAUGUUAAGUUUAACUUAGUGAACGAAGAUGGACGGCGCCAACGCAGAUUCAGACCACUCUAUGACUUGGGAGGAUUUUUUCGGUAGCACAACUGAUCUAACUCCAACCCUGAUUGGAAUAUAUGAUUCUUUAUUGGAACCCGGAAAAAGUUUAAGACCAGAAGAAACCAGUCUAGAAACAGCUAAAGACGCAAGGAAUGAUCCUCCAGUAGAAAUUGAUAAAUUGCAUACAAUGACUAAUGAAAUGAAUGCAGCUGUAGAUGAAAAAAGUUCAGUCAAUCCAUCUAAACUCGUUGGAAGUGUAAAACUACCUAUAGCAACACUAAACAAAAGUUCUUUGUUCCGAGAUCGAACUAGAAGUGAUAACAAUGGUGCUAGUGAAGUGUGUGUUAACUCCAGUGACAAAAAAGACAGGACUUUAAAUAGGAGUUUAAGAGAAAAUAAAUCCGAAACAUCUACGUUUGAUUAUCUUUCGCCUAAUGUGAGAAGGAUGAUCUCAAGUGCGACAGAAACAACAGCAGUGAAGAUUCAGAAGAAAACCGUCGCUGGUGGAAGGCCGUCCACGAGAUAUAGAUCGAAUAUACCAUUAGUUGGGGCUACUUCUAAAAUAUCACAGUCCGGAGUAGAAAUCCUACCAUCAGUAGAAAUCUACGAUCAACCGUGUGAUAUCAAAUCUUAUAACAAAGUAAAGAGCAAAGAAUCUCAUUCCAAAAUACCAGAACUGAAACCGAAGUUUAAAGUUGAUGAAGAGACUUGCUAUGAUGUUCCAACGAACAAUUGUCCCAUCAUUUACGACGUUCCAGUGGUAGCUAAUAAAACAGCUUUUGAGUCUUUAUCUUUACCGUAUAUCGAUCAAUCCAUAGAACUUUCUAUAUCCAACGAUAGAGAGUUCGAUAUCAAGUUAUCAUCUAAAGAAAAUUCACCACAGACAUCUGAACAUAAAAGUGUGACACCGGAGGCGUCUCCAGCGAAAUUUUCAAAAACAAACGGUACAAAUAGUUUGUGUAGAAAAGAUUUCCCAAGAAAAGAGAGUCCGACGAAACAGCUUUCGAAAUCUGGCCCUUAUCCGGAAGUAGUGGGAUCCACGGGGAAUUUGAAGACAUUCGUUGUAGAGAAAGAGUUGAAAUUGAAUCCUCCUUCAGUAGAAGUUUCUAGACCUUUAUCGAUGAGUUCCAUUGCUUCGUCCAGUUCUACUUCGAGUAGCGGAGUGCAGAACAAAGGUGGUGUUAAUUCCGCUUAUUUGGCGUCGAUUGAGAGCCUCGACGACCACAGCGACGCCGACAUGACUUCGGCUACCGGCAGCAACAAUUUCGUCAACAAUGCUGGCAUUCUAAACACUAGUGUGUCUGAGGAAGGAAACUUGACGACCCUUCCACGUCAAGAAAGCGAGGUGCCCGGUCUAUCACAGCUGGAGAGAGUCUGCGCUGAGAUAGUCCAGACUGAGAAUGUUUAUGUUGAAGAUUUGAGGCAGGUCGUGGAGGGCUACCUUCACGUCUGGCGACGAGAGUCCACCUUCUCCGACGAAGAGUUGACAGAAUUGUUCAACAAUAUCGAAGACAUCUAUGCUUUCAACAGAUCGCUCUGUGAAGAGCUCAACUCCUGCCAGUUGGAUGCUACUUGUAUUGCCCGCUGUUUCGUCAACAACACGACUGGCUUCUCCGUCUACACCUCUUACUGCACGGGCUACCCUUGCACAAUGAAGCGGCUGGCAGCCCUAGCUUCACAGCCUGAUAGUGCGCGGGAGUUUAGGGAGAAACAACUGGCGUUGUGUCAUCCACUACCACUGGCGUCGUAUCUGCUGAAGCCGGUCCAGAGGAUAUUGAAGUACCAUUUAUUGCUGCAGAACGUUGUGAAGCAAUGCGCGUCCCGGGAGACCGAAUAUGCUCUGCUGAAGAUGACAGGCAUCGCUCAGCACAUCGACGACAUGAAGAGGAGGCAUGAACACGCCGUCAGGGUACAGGAGAUCCAGUCCCUUUUGUAUGGCUGGAAUGGGCCUGACUUGACCACGUACGGAGAGUUGUGUGCCGAAGGGACAUUCAGAGUGUUCGGCGCAAAGGCGAUGCGUCACGCCUUUCUCUUCGACAAGAUGCUGCUGGUCACCAAGAACAGAGAGGACGGGAUACUGGCAUACAAGACACACAUCAUGUGCAACAAUAUGAUGCUGGUGGAGUCGAUAGCGGGCGCGCCGCUGUCGUUCCACGUGAUCCCGUGGGACGCGCCGCGCGCGCAGCUCACGCUGCAGGCGCGCUCGGCGCGCCACAAGAGAGAGUGGACCUUGUUGAUCAAGCGGGUAAUACUGGAAAAUUACCAAGCUGUGAUACCGUCACACGCCAGACAGUUGGUGAUGGAGCUUGGACAGAACAAAACUGAUGAUGACAUGCUGGCGGAGAAGUCACACAACCUCAUAACUCAAGCAUCAAUGAGAAAGCAGCUAUCAGCUCCAGAAUAUCUAGAAAAGCGAAAACUGGACAGAGAAAGGAGAAAAAGUUUCGAAAACGGCACCAGAGGGAGACUGAAGAAAGGCAACAGGAAAUAUACUGUGCCUAUUUCUAGAACUGAAGCCGGUCAAGAUUGUGAUUGUGUACAAUUCUCAGCCGAAAAAGGUAUAGAUUAUACUUGUGAUAACUGUUAUGUUGAUCUAUGUUCGGACUGUGAAACGGAAACUUCUAAAGACAAAAAUAAAAAAGCAUGCGGUUGUAGAGAGGACAAUGAAAUAAUCGGUGAAAAAUGUCCAGAGUGUGAUAGAUUACUACAUUAUAUUGAUUCAGGAAGCGCUGAACAUCUUGAAAGGAAACCCUCGAGUUGUAAAUGUUCAGACUUCAAAUCUUCUCAGGAAAGUUUCGGCAAAGAAUUCACAAAUUCUCUUACAAAAACUCGUGGGUAUCAUUCUUCUGAUAACAUCGUUGGUUACACAGAAGGAACAAAGAGUAAUGAUAUUACUGAUAAUAAUUCUUUAACAAAUAUAAGAAAUAUUCCUAAAACAUGUCUGAAGUGCGCUAAAAUAAAAGAAAAUAUCGUUGUCACUGAUUCGACAAGCACGAUACAUUCUAGAAAGUCUAGAUGUAAUGACGGUGAGAAACAUAAAGAGGUGAUACGAUCGAAAUCGAAAGAUGAUCCUCAACGGUCAAAGUUAUCUAAAAUAGGUACAUGGAGAAGGAAAUCUGAACCUGGACUUCCACAAAAUAAUACAGGCGUUGCAUCAAAAAGAUCUCUAGAUAGUGAUAGUGACAAAAAUGACGGUCGUGGUUUUGAAAAAAUUGAAUUUGAAUGUAGGAAUUGUGGAUCGAAUAGAAUUAGUAAAAAAACUAGGAGUAGCGACGGAGUACUAAUCUCUGACCCAGAAUUAGACAAUACUAAAAGGAACGGAAAGCCUGGUUUAGAGAUUAGAAUGUACAAUACGAAAAAUAUACCAAAGAAGAUAUCUAAGUUAAAGAAAAAUAGGGCCAAAGGCCUACGUCUUGGCGCUGACACGACUGCCAAGUUUUAUGCUGACUUUUCGACAGACGUGUCUACUGAAAACAUAUUACACAUAUCAGAAUCAAACGAUAGCCUUAACAUUGAUAAGCCUAAAGACGUGCCGAAGAGAUUAGAAGUCCCUGAAACCAUUAGUAAAGAUGAAGAUAUAGAUGAGGAAACUUAUAAAAAGUUGAUAGAGAAGACAGAUUCAUUUAAGAAAAAUGAAUUAGAAAAAGUAAAGUACUUAAAUAAACAGAAAGUUAUUAAUGAAGGUUCAGAAACAGAGGAUAAAAUGAAUGAAGAAGAGCAAGAACCUGCUGAAGAAACUCAAGAAAAUGACGCUGAGAAGCCACUUGAACAAAUUAUUUCACAGUUAUUGAUGCAAAACAGAGAAUUUCAAAGAUUAUUGAAAAAGCAACAACUUAGAAACAGCGCCCAAAGAAGACAUCAGAGGCUAUUAAAAUCACAUUCUAAUCCAGAGCAGGUGAUUUUACAGAAAAACUGUGAAUCUGCAAAAUUGAACACAAAAUACGGGCGACAGAUAUCAGAAAACAUAGAUUUCAGUCAAAGUUUUGAAGAAGGUAAUAAAAAUAAAUGUAUAGAAAUAGAACCCAUUGAACCACCUGAUGACGAUCAUAUUUACGAGACAUUAAGAUGCGAGAGUAAAGAAACAGAAAAUCUGCACUCUCUAAAUAACAAGAGUAAAUUAAUUCAACAUCAUACGCAUAUUGCGAGACCUAGAAGAUUGCCUUCACCGCCUAACAAAGACCAAAUCCCUUUCGAAAAUAAAGUCUUAGCACCAGAAUCCGACUAUGUGUACUUAUCAUUUGAUCAAAUCAGUAGAAAUGAACCUGAGACUAUAUACGAUGUUCCAAUAUCUCCUGAAAAGCCUGCUGCGCAAAGUAAAGAUUAUUACGAACACAUGGAGACAAAAGGACCACCUAAAACUGAUAAAGAAAAUGUAUACGACACGCUUUUAGAAUUUAGAAGAAAAAGAGAGGAAGCUCCUGAUUCUCUACCUGCUAGUGAUUAUUUACCCAUGAAUGCCAGUCAACAGAGUCCGAAUACUCCAGAAAUCUGGUUAAGUCGGCAAAAAGAACACUUCAAUGUAUCGCGUGACAGAAAGUCUGGUUCACUACCACGUAGUUUUCAAGUACUAACAAGUAAUCCAGAAGAAAACAAUAUAUGCUCGUUUAAAUGCAAACCAAACAGCAAUAGUAAAACAUAUCUAAAUAGAGAUGGCAAGGUAAUGAGUACUGACAGACCAUACACCAUAGCAUCAGACAAAAGUGAAAUUAGCUAUGACGAUGUUGAAAAUUACAUGAGUGAAGGAGAUAUUCUCAAAUUUAAAAGAAAUUCAAAAACAAGUGAUAUAGAAUAUACUCAAAAUAUUAGUCAGUCUACUUUGGAAUUGGAAGAGGAAAUUGAUAGAUGUUAUAAAAAUAAUUUUGAGGACAUGAAACUCGAUAAAAACAAAAAUGAAAAUUUACUUACAGCAUCACAGCCAAACUUAAAUAUUUCCACUACAUCGUCUUGUGAAAUUUUACCUUCUGAGCAAAAUGAAGACAAUCCUUCUGAUAUCGAAAUAUUUCACCCAGAACACAAAAUAUAUAAGCCUACUGGGAAUAUGUUAUCAUUAAAAAAUGUUUUGAGUAGAUUCAAAAGUCGUAAGAGCAAUGAUGAUACUGAAAACGCUAAUGAUCAAAGCAGUCCCGACAGCGGAAAAUCGGAUGUGAAAAGUCCAUCCAAUGAAAAGAAAUCUGCUUUAAAUCCAAGAAAUUAUUCAAAAAAUUUACUACAACGAUUCAAAAGUAUUAUUGGAGAUGAACACUCUGAUGACAACAAAAAUGAAAUAAAACCUCACGUUACAGAAGAUGUGCAAAAUAAUUCUUUGAAAAAUGAAAUUAAAGUUGUUAUUACAUCUACAGGUGUGAAUCCAUCUACGUCAUCAUUUGUAAAUGUAAUGAACACUGAAGCAUUGAGUAAAAGUACAUACGAACAUACGACAUUAACUGAUAGUCAACUUGAAAAAAAUAACUUAGAUGCUUUAUCUCAUAGUUGUGAUAAUAUAAAUCAAAAGCACGAUAUAGCAUGUCCAACAUACGAAAAGGGUGUAAGUUUAAUGACUAAUGUAUCAAGUACCUCAUCACCCUCUAAAUCUAACAAUAGUUCCUACCAAAGUUUAAAUAAAUUACCUAUUUACAUGCAGGGAAGUAAACAAUUAGGAGCUAGAAUAGCACAAUCAGACUAUAUUGAUCCUACUACUUUAAUGAAAGAAAAAUCAAUGUCGCAGAAUGUCAACAUACUAAUUAAUAGAAGUUCUGUUAGACCAGACAGUUUAUUUUCUAAUUCUUCAUUCGUGACAUCAUCAAGCGAAGGUACAUAUUUAGAGAGUCAUGGCAAAACCAAUCAAAAUGCCUUUGAAGAUUCUACAACUAUACAAACUAACUCUGAUAAUAGUUUUUAUGAAAAGUCAUUUGAGAAAAUUGAACAAGUGACUGACGAAAAUGUUUUUAGAGAUUCAGCUGUUUAUUCUGAUCAAGAAGAGUCUGAAGAUACAAAAACAGAGUCGAGUGGUGAAAAAACUACAAACAAAACAAUUUCACGAGUCGAAAGUAUCAAACGAACGGCGUCAUUCAAAACUCAAAAUGUAAUAUCUACAACAAAUAUUAGUCACAGUUCCAGUUUACAUGCCCGCGUUUUAGUCAAAACAACAAAAGCACACUUUACUCAUACUUCUAAUUCAGCUGCAGAGUAUAACGCUGAAAAGAUAAAAUCCAAAGCGGCUCCACCUGUUCCUAUCAAACCUAAGAUAACUAGCAUUCCAUCAUCAGCGAGUUUCCACGCCAAAACUUAUGUCUUAAAUAAAAAUAACGUAAGUAAAACUGAAGAAAAAUCCGAAUCAAUCACAAAAUCUAGUAGAAGAAAUAUAACAUGUAAGCAACCAUUGAGCAAGGCGGAAUCGACAAAAGACAAACAUUUAAAUAAUAUUAUAGGUAUAAAAAACGAAACAAUUGAAGAUGUGAAGGAAAUAGACAAGCUAACUCCUGGCAGUAUACAUCUAAAAAGGAUGGGUUUUGAAAGAGCAAGUCUCGAUUCUGCAACACGAAAAGUUAAAUCUAUGAACGAAGAAAAGCGAUCAUCGAUAGAACCACCGAAAGUCAUGGCCAAGUCUGUUUUAGAAAGGCGAAUGGAGAUUGAACAAAUGUCUAAGAGCCAAAUAGUAAAACCAACUCCGAGUAUUAAGAAGCCUACGCCUUUAGCUAGACCGAAAUCUAUUACAACGAAAAUGGCUACGUAUGAAAGAAGCGUCAGCGAGAGUGCUAUGAAAGAGACCAAGGAUACAUCGAAUAGUACAGUAGAAAGAGAUAACAUUCCUUCUAAAAAUUCUGUCAAUGAAGAUGUAGAAAACGAUAAAGAUCCAAAGGGUAGUUGGGUGAAACAAGUGGUCCACAAAUUCCAAUGAGCUUAUGUGAUUUUUAUCACUGGCAAUUUAUAUUCCGUCUCAUUUUGUACUCAACUUUUAUAAUCCCUUAGAAUUAAAUAACUAUACUUAAAUGUAUUUUGUUAAUGUAAAUAACCUAUCAAACUCUUUGAGCUUGAUAUCUUGUGCCAUAUUAUGUACAAGAUAAAUUUGUAUUCGCACAAAUGUUCUAAUAUGUCCGCCCAUACGAAGCCAAUGAAGGACUUUCGGCUAUACUUGUCCCUUUCUGUAGUAGGAAUUUGUAGUUUGCUAAAAAGAGAUAGAAAGCGUCCGUUAGCCUUCGUUAGCCCGGGGUGGACAUACAUACACUGUGUAUAAUAAUUUUAUCAGUCAUUAUUGCUUUGUAUUUAUUCAUGAGAAGUGCCAUUGAGAAAAUAAUUAUUUAGAUUAGAAUAAAACUGUUUAUUUUUUCUUUCUCUUGCUUUCUGUAUUUUGGAUUCUUACUCAUUUAAAUAUUUUCAGUUUCUGUGCAAUCAAUUUUUAACAUUUCGAAGUAUUUAUUUGUAAUAUUUUUAAGAUUACUUUAAUUACUAACACCAAAAAUAGAAUGUUAAUAAUUUUGUAACUAAUAUUUUUGAUUAUGUUGCUGUUUAAUGUUUUUUUUCGUUAAUGAAAUAAUUUAAAUUUAUUAAACUUGAUACAGCAGAUUUUAACCUAAGUUUCUAAGUAGGUAUUUUAAAUUCAAGAAUAAAGCAUUAAGUAUAGAACCUUACGAUAAUACCAACGUUGUAGGAUUAUGAAUACUGUAUUUUAAAGAAAACAAAUUAAUCUACUAGUAUUUUUCUGUACUUAUUUCCGAGACUGUUUAGUAUAAGUUCUAAACAUUGGAUGUUUGUUGAGCAAUGUCAUAAUGUGCUACGACUCUAGUGAAAUGUACUAACAAUAGGUUAUAACAGUUAUUUUGUAUGGAUUUCUGGUAUAUUUUGUUAGAUAUUUAUUAUUAAUUCCGUAACGAUAUUUAGUGAUGUGAGUGUGGCAAUAAAAUUUUAUUUUUAGUAUCCAAUUUCGUAGUUACAGUCGCUCCCAUCUUCAGUCUGUCCACAAAUAAAAAAAACGAUAAAAAACGAUAUUUUCGUCAUUGCAACACCAAAUGGAAUGGUCAAGAUUGGUAGAUAAUCACCAGUCCAGUGUUGCCAACCAAGAGGACUCAGCGCCUCAUUUAUUUUGUGCUCUUUAUAGACAUAUUGUAAUUUUAAAAUUGUUGUUUUUUUUAUAAAAUCUAACGGGAAGUGUUCAUGCUGUUGUGAAUGUAAGAUAGUUGUAGUAACAUUAUUGUAAGUAUUACUAACAUCUACCCCAGUAAGGUAGUGUUCCGUAAUAAUAAACGAUUUUUUAAAA
Molecule: messenger RNA, 8381 nt
Organism: Plodia interpunctella (Indianmeal moth)
Lineage: Eukaryota; Metazoa; Arthropoda; Insecta; Lepidoptera; Pyralidae
Gene: GEFmeso
Product: Guanine nucleotide exchange factor in mesoderm
Exons: 11
Coding region: 132-7025 (2297 amino acids)
Molecular function (GO): small GTPase binding; guanyl-nucleotide exchange factor activity
Source: RefSeq, a predicted model, not a curated record